UUUCUAUUUGUGGUUUGGAAACAAGACACAUCUCUCUUGCAGAUUGCCACUCAAAUCAAGCCAACCAAUUUAUGUAAGGGCAAAUCAAACUGCAGAGAGAUUUUAAUUAGCAAAAAAGAAGAUCAAAAGGGAGGGAAAGAAGAACAUGUUGACAUGUUGGAGAGUAACACCCACAACUCCACCAUUACAACCACCUCGUCUUUCAAAAAGACACGGCUCAAGCUUCUGCUACAGAAUUAAUGCCCUUCAGAGCCCUGUCAAUGGAGAAACUAACAAAACGAUUGAGAAGAGAAAGAAGGUUCUCAUAGUUGGCUCUGGCUGGUCUGGCCUUGGUGCUGCUCAUCACCUUUCUAAUCAGGGUUUUGAUAUCACAGUCCUUGAUGGUGGAACUGCUUUUGGUAGACCAGAUGAUCUGGGUAUUCAAGGUUUCUGGUAUCCCUAUAAGAAUAUAUUUUCUCUCGUUGAUGAGUUGGGAAUCAAGCCCUUCACCAAUUGGACAAAAUCUGCCCAGUAUUCAGCUGAAGGACAGGAGAUUCAAUUUCCAGUUUUCCAAGAUCUUCCUCAAUUGCCAACUCCUUUGGGAACCUUUUUCUACACUCAAUUUGCUCGGGUCCCAUUGGUGGAUCGAUUGACAUCACUUCCUCUAAUGGCUGCAGUGGUCGAUUUUGAUAACACUGACCCAGCCUGGAGAAAAUAUGAUUCAAGUACUGCAAGGGAGCUAUUGAAACAGUUUGGCUGCUCCGAGAGACUUUACCAGGAUGUUUUUCAGCCUCUCCUUCAAGUUGGAUUGUUUGCUUCACCAGAACAAUGUAGCGCUGCUGCAACAUUAGGACUGCUGUACUAUUUUGUCCUUGCUCACCAGAAAGAUUUCGAUCUGCUUUUGUGUCGUGGGACAAUUAGAGAAAAAAUCUUUGAGCCAUGGAUGGACUUCAUGAAGGUUAAAGGUUGUAACUUCCUGGAACAAAGAAGUGUGACAGAUUUCAUCGUCAAUGAAGAAACAGGUUGCAUCACGGAGGUAGUUUGUGGCAAUGAGACUUACGAUGUUGAUGCUGUUGUAUUGGCUGUUGGAGUCUCGACAGCUCAGGAAAUUAUCAAGAAUAGUGCAGCACUACAUGAAAAGGAGGAGUUCCUUAAGGUUCUCAACUUGGCUGGCAUUGACAUGCUCACUGUAAAGCUGAAGCUUGACAAAAAGGUUGCCAUACCAAAUCCAAGCAAUAUUUGCUCUGGAUUUGGUAAUUCAUAUGCAUGGACUUUCUUCGACUUGAAUGCUAUUCAUGAUAAACACAAGGACAGCCCAGUAACAGUUCUGCAAAUUGAUUUUUAUCAUGCAAAUGAAUUGUUGCCUAUGACCGAUGAGCGUAUAAUUGCAAAAGUAAUGUCUUACCUCUCAAAAUGCAUCGACAACUUCCAAACUGCUACUGUGAUUGACCAGGAAAUUGAAAGAUUUCCCAGUUCAUUGACUCAUUUCUUUCCAGGUUCAUACAAGUACAUGCUGCGAGGAUCAACUAGUUUCCCAAAUUUGUUGGUUGCUGGAGACUGGAUUGUAACUCGGCAUGGUUCAUGGUCACAGGAAAAAUCUUAUGUUAGUGGACUCGAAGCAGCAAACCGUGUGGUUGACUACCUUGAAGAAGGCAAUCUUGCUAAGAUAAUACCAGUGGAGGAAGAUGAGCCUCAUAUCCAAGCUCUUCGCAUCCUCAACAGACGCUUUAAUGACAUCAAAACCCAGAUUCCCCUCUCUGAUUUUUUUCUCCAAUGAAAUUUUGGAUUGUGUUAUUUGUACUCUUCUACCAUUUUUCUAGUAACUAUAAAUGUAAAUAAAAAAUAAAAGAUACAAUCUUUAUUUUGGUUCUUAA
Messenger RNA from Carica papaya (papaya), 1853 nucleotides. RefSeq lists its product as uncharacterized. Gene Ontology annotation, molecular function: oxidoreductase activity. The record is from RefSeq and is a predicted model, not a curated record. NCBI's taxonomy places the organism in Eukaryota, Viridiplantae, Streptophyta, Magnoliopsida, Brassicales, Caricaceae.